Molecule: messenger RNA, 3389 nt
Organism: Puntigrus tetrazona (Sumatra barb)
Lineage: Eukaryota; Metazoa; Chordata; Actinopteri; Cypriniformes; Cyprinidae
Product: myelin transcription factor 1-like protein
Biological process (GO): regulation of transcription by RNA polymerase II
Cellular component (GO): nucleus
Molecular function (GO): RNA polymerase II cis-regulatory region sequence-specific DNA binding; zinc ion binding; DNA-binding transcription factor activity, RNA polymerase II-specific
Source: RefSeq, a predicted model, not a curated record
AGCGCGAGGCCCGUGGGAAGCUGUGAUGCCGCGAACGCGCCACACACAGAGCGAGGAAGGGAGAUAGAGCCGUGAUACAGAGAAGGCGAACGCGUCCUAAUCAUUGGGUGGAGGUCUGGGCGCAGAGCUGGGGAAGCUGAUGAGCUCCAGGCCAAUUGGUUGCCUGCCUUCCACCGUUAUCUGCUCGCUCCCUGUCUCCGCGUCUCUCCUCUUCCUCCGUCUUCCCCACACUCGUGAAGAAUGAUUAACAUACGGGAGGCGAGAGGAACUUUCCAACGCAGUGAACGGGAGAACAAGCGCGCAAAAAGGAAGGACGCUGGGAAAAUACGAUCGGCAGCGAGCGGAAAGUUUGAGCGAAGACCACGUUUUCCAGACUGAAAAUGAAAUUGGAGGAGGUGUAGUGACCUCUUAUCAGUCGUCUAACAUAGAGGGCCGUGGGGCAAACGGAGGUCUGAACCAAAGAGCAAUUAAACCGGCAAUUACAUCAGAUGGAGGUGGAUGUAGCAGAUGAGAAGCGCCAUUGCACACGCUCAAAAGUUCCCCUGGAGCCAGCCAUACAAGAGUUGUUCAGUGUGUAUGGCUGUCCCGUCGCCAAGAAGAGAAAACCUCUGGAGAGUCAUGCCCUGGAGCCCUCGCCCAAGAGGAAGGUCUUUCUAACGGUCGUAGAGAAGCCGUCGAUGGAGAUAUGCUACAAAACGCACAAAAUACAGGAGGAGAUGGAUGAAAAAGAGGAGGAGGAGGAAGAGGAGGAGGUGGAGGAGGAGGAGGAUGAAGAAGAAGAUGACGAUGAGGAAAAGGAAGAUGAAGAGGAACCGGAGGAGGAAUACACUGACAACGAGGACCAAUAUGAACAGGAAGAGGUGGAAGUGAUUAAUGGAGAAGAGGAAGAGGUGGAGCAGGAAGAGGAGGAAGUGGUGGAGGAGGAGGAAGAGGAAGAAGAUGUAGAAAGAGAGGGGGAGGAUGAUGAAGAGGAGGAUGAGGUGGAGGAAGAUGAGCAAGAGGAUGAGGAACAAAUUCAAGAAAUAGAGAGUGACCAUACGAAUUGCAGUCCCAGCAGAACAAGCCCUUCCAUGGAGAAGGACAACAACAACAACGAUGAGUACGACAACUACGACGAACUGGUGGCUAAAUCCUUGCUUAACCUGGGCAAGAUCGCAGAGGACGCCGCUUACCGGGCCAUGACCGAGUCCGAGAUGAACAGCAACUCCUCAAACAGUGCGGAAGAGGAGGAAGAGGAGGAGGACGAGGACGAAGAAGACGAGGACGAAGAUGAAGAAGAUGAGGAUGAGGAGGGCUCAAGGAAAGGUGAGCUGAGUCUAGAUGUGAACAGUGAUGUGGUAAGAGAGACUGUGGACUCUUUAAAGCUCCUGGCGCAGGGUCACGGAGUCACGCUCUCAGAAAACCUCCACGGAAAGCCGUUUCAUGAUGACGGGAGCGAGAACACGGACUGCGAUCUGAACGGAAACGGAUCCAUGGGUAAUGGACUCAGCAGUAACUGUGGUAAACCCACCGCUAAUGGUCAGAUGGCAGAGAAAAGUGACGAGGAAGUUUGUCUGAGCAGUUUGGAGUGUCUUCGCAACCAGUGCUUUGACUUGGCACGCAAGCUAAGCGAGACCAAACCAGCCGAGCGGCUCAUCAGUAACCAGCAGGAGAUUCAUCAGCUUUAUCAAGAGGCCCAGCAGCAGCAGCAGCAGCAGCAGCAUCAGAGUCCUGAGGAGUCCCGCAUCCUCGAGAGGAACUACUCUGACAUGGUCAACCUGAUGAAGCUUGAGGAGCAGCUCAGCCCACGCUCCAAGACUUUCUCCAGCUGCGCCGCAGAGCACAAGGGCUUCCAGGACUGCGAUGAAGACACCACCUCCGUCACGUCGGACCGCUCAGAGGACGUUUUCGACAUGACCAAAGGCAACCUGUCGCUGCUGGAGAAGGCCAUAGCGCUGGAAACGGAGCGGACCAAAGCUUUGCGGGAAAAAAUGGCUUCAGAAGCAGUCAGGAGAGAUAGACUGCACUUGCAUGAGGAUGGUUUGAGGCACAGCUAUGCGGAGGAGCGGAAGGCACGUCUGCACCACGAUGGCCUAAAGAAGCCCUACUACCUUAAAGAGUCUUCACGGUCGGGAAAAAGAGACCGGUGUCCAACACCUGGGUGUGGCACAGGUCAUGUGACGGGUUUGUACCCGCACCAUCGCAGCCUGUCUGGAUGCCCUCAUAAAGACAGAGUCCCGCCAGAAAUUCUUGCAAUGUAUGAAAAUGUUCUUAAGUGCCCUACGCCUGGCUGCACGGGCCGGGGUCACGUCAACAGCAACAGGAACUCUCACAGGAGCCUGUCAGGCUGUCCGAUAGCGGCAGCAGAGAAACUGGCAAAAGCCCAUGAGAAACAUCAGUCAUGUGAUGGAGGCAAAUCCAACCAGGGUUCAGAUCGUGUGCUCAGGCCCAUGUGCUUCGUCAAACAGCUGGAGAUCCCACAGUACGGCUAUAAAAACAACGUGCCCACUUCAACCCCACGAUCCAACCUGGCCAAAGAGUUAGAGAAGUACUCCAAAACCAGCUUCGACUACAACAGCUAUGACAGCACCAACGUCUACAGCAAACGGCACGCUGCUGCACCCAAACUCCACAGUCGAGACUCACUGCCCAAAACUGACGACGUGAAGCGCUACUGCAAGAGCUCCAGUUCGGCGAGCAGCACCACCAGCAGCUACGGGCCCAGCAGCAGCAGCCUGAGCUGUGGAGGAGGAGGAGGAGCGCGAGGAGGAGAGAGCAGCGCCAGCAGCACCUGCAGCAAGAGCAGCUUCGACUACACGCACGACAUGGAGGCGGCGCACAUGGCUGCUACCGCCAUCCUCAACCUCUCCACCCGCUGCAGGGAGAUGCCCCAGAGCCUGAGCGGGAAACCCCUGGAGAUCUGCACGCAGUCUGAUGAUCUGGAUCCCUUCAGGACAUUCUCGAGGACAGCGCAUACACUACCGAUGUCGGCAUUCCCAGUCCCAAACCCAAAUUUCCUCCUUGCAAAGAAAGCAAAAGGACCUGAUAACAUGUCCAACACCAGGGAGUGUGAUAGGAGUGGUCACGUAGUAACGGUGCAUACGCCUCGCAUAGAAGGUGCCCGACCCCGGGCUGUGACGGCUCGGGGACAUAUCACUAACAACUUCGCUUCACACAGAAGUUUGUCAGGAUGUCCACGGGCUCGGAAAACUGGAAUAAAGAUAACACACAGUAAAGAGGACAAAAAGGAAGACCAGGAGCCAAUCAGGUGUCAGUCCCAGGAUGGGCGGUCGGGGUCACAUAACGGGCAAAUAUGCGUCCACCGCAGCGCUUCCAGGCUGCCGCUAGCUGCCAAACGACAGAAGGACGCUACAUCAACGGAUCAGUUCGUAGGCGGGAAGACGGACUGA